AUGAUCGCCACCGGUGGUCUGCUGCGUAUGAACCGGCGCCAGGACUCCCUACGCGCCAAAAACCGCGCCGAGAACAAGCGAAAACGGAAAGCCAAGAAGAAGAAAAAGAAUGACGUCGUUGUAGUGAAAGGGAAACUCAACCUGUGCUCGCCCGCUGGUCUCGUAGCAGCUGUGGGCAUACUCGUUUUGCUCGUCGGCGUCUCGAUGGCCGUCUUGGGGUACUGGCCGAGUCAAAAUCAACACGAAUACCAGGAAAGACGGCGUACGGGGGCUUUCUAUCGGAGCCGCAAAAAUCACGCCACUUCUGCUAACGUCAGUAGCGAGAAAUCGGCGCUGGAUCACGUGUUUAACGCUAGCCAUGCCAACAGCGACAACAGUAGCGUCCAAGAGCCUGCGCCGCACUGUGGAUUCCUUUGUGAUUUCCUGGACAGCUACUUAUACUCCGACAAUCUUAAAGUGUUUGGACCGCUGGUAAUGGGAAUCGGGAUUUUUCUGUUUAUCUGUGCCAACGCUGUCCUCCAUGAAAACCGAGACAAGAAAACCAAAAUCAUCAACUUAAGGGAUAUCUAUUCGACCGUGAUAGACUUGCAUAGUAUUCGCGCAAAGGAGUAUUCGCCUUUGAACGGUUUGGUGAACUAUACGCAAGCGAGAAGCGCCGAAGGGCCUUCAGGUUCGCACCCUCCGAGCGGAAAACUGACCCGAAGUUCUUGGCCAUCCACCGGGCUUGGCGAACUCGGUAGCGAUGACGUUUUUCGGCGCCCUUCGCUCGUUGAAAGACCUCGAAGUUGGUCAAGAGAUGUGCAAACUUUCACCGAUACCGUUUAUAGCAUCUACAAAGACUACAGCAAUAGCGCGGAGCAAACGCCACAGCCUAAACCUUGGGACCCCACUUCUAUCGUGACAUCGUCCGUCAACGCGUUCACGUUACCGGUGAUCAAACUCAACAACUGCGAAGUGGAGGAGUCGGAGAAGCUGGCGGCGGCGGACCGGAGGCGCUCUCAGGAGGAGGUCGUCAUCGAAACCGCCAUCGAAUCUCAAAGCAACGAGGAAGACAUCGACAUGAGCCAAACGGAAGAGACGCAGCUGACCGAUUUUGACACGUCGUCGGAGAAUCCAAACCACAAGGAGGACGAAGAGGAGGUUUCGGUGGCUGUGGUAGUGACGUCGGAUCAGCAGCAGGGGGCGGCGCACGAGAGCAGGACCCAGCUGUUUCCGUCGUCUCCUGUAAAGGUGACUACAGGAUCGAGGUUAUCCCUGAACUCUCUUUCGGGGGAGAGGGAGCCCAGGUUGGUGCGGAGAUGUAGUCUGUCCGUAUCCGCCAGUCGGCAAAGCGAAAGGGCGCGGCGCUUCAGCUGCCCCAAACUGGAGCGUUCAAACAGUAAGGGCUAUAUUAAACUGGCGGACCUGGGGGGAGAGUCUUUCGAAGCCCCCGACACAGAGACCUCUUUGGCGGGGGGCGAGGGAGACGUUACCGCGGAUACCAAGGUGGACAUAGAAGCUCAGGGAGAGGAGGAAGACAAGACGAACGCUGCCGGGACGUCCUCGGCAGAAAUCUAG
Molecule: messenger RNA, 1557 nt
Organism: Boleophthalmus pectinirostris (great blue-spotted mudskipper)
Lineage: Eukaryota; Metazoa; Chordata; Actinopteri; Gobiiformes; Gobiidae
Product: transmembrane protein 200C-like
Source: RefSeq, a predicted model, not a curated record